AUGACACGACCGCCAGUUGUUACUUCAACAAUUAUCUGGUUAUUUAUCGCUACUCGUAUAGUUCUUUCCUGGCCACUGCCAAGAAACGUAUGCAAUUCUCCUUUCGGUCUACGAGACACUACAAAAGCAACGACCAUUGUCGGUACGGGUACUCCUUCUUCAUGUAAUCAAAAUAUACUGGCAAAUGCACUUCUAAAGGGUGGUAUUAUUAGAUUUAACUGUGGCGGAGAACCGGUGAUUAUUGCACUCAAUAGUGAAUUGCAAAUAUCAAAAGAUCAAGAUACUAUCAUCGAUGGGGCUGGUAUGGUAACGUUAGAUGGAUUAAAGAUGACUCGUAUUAUGAAAUUUGAUCGUGGAGAUUUUCGAUAUGCAACACCUACACUGACUGUACAACGUCUUCGAUUUAUCAAUGGCCGAUGUCAAGAUUCAGAUGGUGGAUGUGCUAUUCUACAGAAAAAUGGUGGAACUACGAUUGUUAUCAGUUCUAGUUUUGAGAAUAACAUUGGUCCUACUGUUGGACAAGAUGUUGCCGGUGGUGCUAUUUGGACGUUGGGUGGCGGCGAUACUACUGUAGUUGGUAGUGUUUUUCGUGAUAAUAAAUGCUCAAAUGGGGGAGGACUGGGCAUUCUUGGUAGUGGAUUAUACAUCUACAAUAGUCAUUUUCAAAAUAAUCAGGCAACCGGUAAUGGUGGAAAUCCUGGCAACGGUGGAAAUGGAGGGGCUAUCAGUUUUGAUGGUCGCGGAAGAAAUAAUACUAUUUGCGGAACAAGAUUUACCAAGAAUCAAGCAAAUAAAUACGGCGGUGCAUUCUUUCGUGUUUCAUACAAUGGAGAUGAACAGAACAAUUUCGAUACAGUAUUAGUCGAUAGUAAUUUUAUUACUAAAGGUGAAAAUGGAUUAGCUGGUGGAUUAUACAUUCAAGGUGGCAGCGCAUCGAUUCAAAAUACUAUCAUCGCCAAUAACUCAGCAGAUGGAGCCGGUGGAUUAUUUUUAGCCGACGAGAAAGCUAUUACAUUGAGUGGUGUCAAUUUUUUCGCGAAUCAAGCGCAUAAAGGUCUCGGAGCUGCAAUAUUCUGUUCAAAUCCAGUAUCGGGUUCUUUUUCUGGUUUAACUGUAGCCAACAAUAAUGCAGGUGCAUUCGGGGCAGCAUUUGGAUUUUGUAGUACCUCAGUGACACUCUCAAAUUCAAUCAUCGCAAACAAUACUGUAGGCAAUCCUUGGCCACCCAAUGCCUGUAAUAGUAUGAUGAAUGAUGGAACAGGUGUAAUACAAUCACCAAUUAAUAAACAAAGUCCAGCUACAGGAUCUGAUGCUCCUUGUACCAAUGGAUCAGUCACAAUGGCAAACAAUAUUUCAAUAGCAGUGGAUAAUACUUCAUGGAACAUUCAAGUCAUCGGUGCAAAAGCAGUAAACAAAGGCCUAACGAUUGUGCCUGGAUUGUAA
This is a messenger RNA of Rotaria socialis, 1443 nucleotides long. The record is from the annotation of a GenBank genome assembly. NCBI's taxonomy places the organism in Eukaryota, Metazoa, Rotifera, Eurotatoria, Philodinida, Philodinidae.